AUGGAAGAGAUUGACUAUGAUCUAAAUAAAUUUAGAGUACCACCCCCGAAAGUAGCUCAACCUCCAACUAGGUCGAAAAUACGGCAACAAAAGCUCAAAUAUGCAUUCAUUGGAUAUAUCGUAGUACUAGUGUUUUUAGCAAUUACACAAUUUAUAGGGGUUGGAUUCUUCACGCUGGGAUUCUUAUUAUCAAGAGAUGUACUACCUAAUAUAGCUGAAUGUGGAAGUAGCCGCGAUUCAUCAUGUGUGCUGCCUCGAUUUGACAAAGCAGUGAUUUUAGUUAUUGAUGCGUUACGAUUUGAUUUUGUUAUUCCGGUUGAUGAGUCUCGUGAGUAUUAUCAUAAUAAUUUCCCCAUCUUGUAUGAUUUAGCUCAGGAGGAUAGUGGGGUCUUGUUGAAAUUUAUUGCUGAUCCACCAACUACUACCUUACAACGAUUGAAAGGAUUGACCACAGGGUCACUCCCCACAAUCAUUGACGCGGGGUCUAAUUUUAAUGGAGAUGCUAUUGAUGAAGACAAUUGGUUGUUACAAUUGCGUAAGAUAAACAAAACUAUCGCAUUUAUGGGUGAUGAUACGUGGACUGCUUUGUUCGAUGAGUAUAUUGACCCUAAACUCAAUUUUCCGUACGAUUCAUUAAAUGUAUGGGAUUUACAUACUGUUGAUAAUGGAGUUAUCGAGCACCUAUUUCCUUUGUUGGAGAACGAACAGAACUGGGAUAUGUUAAUUGGUCAUUUCUUGGGGGUUGAUCAUGUGGGCCAUCGAUAUGGACCAAGACAUUAUUCAAUGAAGGAAAAAUUAAAUCAAAUGAAUGAUGUUAUUAGCAAAGUUGUCGCUGAUUUGGAUGAUGAUACAUUGUUGAUUGUGUUUGGUGAUCAUGGCAUGGAUUAUACUGGGAAUCAUGGCGGCGAUGCCCCUGAUGAAUUGGAAAGUACGUUGUUUAUGUAUUCAAAGAAACAGAAAUUUUUCAAAAAGGAAAAGAACUCGUAUGAUAUUACUAAUAAAGGUGUUAAUUAUAGGCAGGUUAAUCAAAUUGAUUUGGUACCUACUAUAUCGUUACUCCUAGGGCUUCCAAUUCCAUUCAAUAAUCUUGGGUUUCCUAUAGAUGAAGCUUUUGGAAAUGCCAAAGAAGCAUUAGUUGCGGGAAAGUUAACUAUUGAACAAAUUAAACGAUUUAGAGACUUGACACCAAGUUUAUCUGACUCAUUACUUGAACAAUAUGAAGAUUUGAUCAGAUCUUAUAAAUCGAAAGCAACUGAUUUGAACUUAAUUGAGCAAAUGAAACAAUAUCAAUUUCAAUCAUUGGAACAAUGUAAAUCACUAUGGGCAAGAUUUGAUUUGCGAUUUAUGGGAAUGGGGAUUGUCGUUUUGUUUUUAUCAUUAACAUUUAUGAUCACUUAUGCUAGAUCCAUUCCUGCAGUGAGAGUACUGACUCUUUCUUUUGAAUUCAUUGGGUCAGUAGUUGCAAUGUCAAUAAUUGGAGUUGUUUUGAGUUUUUCCGUUUAUAUUGUCCUCAAACCCGGUGACUUCACAUUAAAAAUUUGCCUUUGUAUUGGAGCCGUACUAGGUAUGGUUGUUGGAUUUUGGGCUCCAAUAAUGGAUAGAUUUAGUGUUGAAUUUAUCUGGCACCAAACGGUUGAUUUUUUCCAAUUUAAUUUCAAUAGUUGGUCGUUCAUGGGAAUUGUUUUUGUUACUUUGCAUUGUCUUAUGUUUGCUUCGAAUUCGUAUGUUGUUUGGGAAGACAAAAUGGUGCUGUUUUUCUUGCUUUCUUUUGGUGCUAGUUGUGUUUAUGCAUUGGCAGUAAAGGUUAAUUUGUCCAAAGAGGCCAAGGUUUUGGGGAUUAGUCAUGCAAUUACGUUUGUUGUUUUAACGAGAGUUGCAUCAAUGGUUACUGCAUGCAGAGAGGAACAGAAACCAUAUUGUGAAACGACUUUUACUACUUCAUGGUGGUCAAUUGUUGUACUCCAUGCACUCACGUAUUUGCUUCCUGCAUUCAUCAAAUCUUUUUACAAGUUAUCAGAUUCAUAUUAUUCAGCAGCUCCAUUAUGGAUAGGCACAGGACUCAAGUUUCUUUUAUUUAUGAAUGCCAUGUAUUGGACAUUCGAGUAUGUUCAAAAUGAUGAAUUUUUCAAUACUGCUCGAUUCACCAUUAGUGAACCAUUAUUGAAAUCUUUGAAACUUGCAAUUGCAAGACUUGUAUUGUUUAUUUCAUUGGUGUUGGCAAAUUUCAGUUGGUCACGAGGUCCACUUUGUGUGAAAUUAGAGUUGGUAAAAACUAAAGACGAUGAAAGUCUGAGUGAUUCUGAUGAUAUGAAGAGUCAACGAUCAGCUUCGAUUUUAGGAUAUGGCAAUGUUUAUGGAUCAUCUUAUUUUUUACUUGUGUUGAAUUUCACUAUUGCAGUAAUGUUAACCACUAAACCAAUUGGUGCUAUAUGCAUUAGUAUUUUGAUCAUACAAAUCCUAUCCUUACUUGAAAUCAUUGAAGAAUUGGGGUUAAGAAGAAACUUGGUCUCUCCAAUCAUUUUCGGCUUACUUGGGUAUCAACAUUUUUUCAGCACUGGCCAUCAAGCAACCAUUCCUUCAAUACAAUGGGAAUUGGGGUUCAUGACAACUGAGACAAUAGUAUUUCCAUUCACUCAUUUAAAUAUUGUGUUAAACACAUUUGGCCCAUUCUUUUUGGUUGCUUUAGCAGUUCCAUUAAUCACUAUCUGGAAGAUUGUCCCAUCACCAAAACCAAUAACAGUAUUGUCACAAAUUAUCACAAAUAUAACUACACUUAGUACAUAUUUCUUGUUCACUGGUUUAAGCAGUUCUAUAUUCGCUGCUCAUUUUAGACGUCAUUUGAUGGUGUGGAAAAUAUUUGCACCUAGAUUCAUGCUUAGUGCAAUGUUGAUUAUAUCGAUAAACAUUUUCUUAAUUGUUGUUACAUUAUGGGGUUCAGGCAAGGUGUUGAGACAAGUCAAUAGAAUAUUCGGUAAAUAG
This is a messenger RNA of Lodderomyces orthopsilosis Co 90-125, 2979 nucleotides long. RefSeq names its product mannose-ethanolamine phosphotransferase (gene GPI13). The transcript has a single exon. Gene Ontology annotation, molecular function: mannose-ethanolamine phosphotransferase activity. Gene Ontology annotation, cellular component: endoplasmic reticulum membrane. The coding region runs from base 1 to 2979 and encodes 992 amino acids. Gene Ontology annotation, biological process: GPI anchor biosynthetic process. The record is from RefSeq and is a predicted model, not a curated record. Lineage: Eukaryota; Fungi; Ascomycota; Pichiomycetes; Serinales; Debaryomycetaceae.